Caenorhabditis angaria is the source of this 1095-nucleotide messenger RNA. The record is from the annotation of a GenBank genome assembly. NCBI's taxonomy places the organism in Eukaryota, Metazoa, Nematoda, Chromadorea, Rhabditida, Rhabditidae.
AUGGAAAACGAGAAAUUUAUUGCUCCCCGUCGAACUCUUCCACAAUAUGGUCCACGAAUUCUUGAAGUCGCAGAUCGCCCAAAAAUUCAGAAUCACAAGAUCUUAUAUUGCGAACCUAGCACUUCCACAAAAACUAUGAGAACAAAAAGAAGAGUUGAACCAUAUUUAAGUCUAAAUCUACAAAAACAGAAAAAUCAAUCGAUAGUUGAAGAACAUAUUGAUGGAGAAGAUCCUUAUGUUGGAGAAUUACGGAAAUUAUUCAAAAAACGGCAGAAAUCCAAGAAUUUGCAAGAUAGUUUAGAAACAAAAAUUGGUGAAUUUCCGGAAGAAAUGACAAAUCGAAUAUUGAAAUAUGGUUUUCGAUGCGAUGUUGAAAGUUUUAGUUGUCUUUAUCCGGCUUGUGGAAGAACUUUUGAAUCAAUUGAAGUUUUGGCAUUUCAUUUAUCAUAUUCACAUCAAGCGAAAUUCGAUGCAUCGAAUAGUUUAAUUUGUUUGGUUUGUGGAAGGAUUUGGAAUUCGGUUAAGGUAAGAAAUUUGGGGAGGGGUUCUAAAUUCUCAUAGGAAAAUAUUAAUGUUUGUUGGACUCAACGUAAAUUUUCUAAUUGAAAAGUCCGAAAUUUCAUUUCAUUGCAUUUUUUCCAAAAAAAAAAUCGUUCUAAUUUUUAAAAUGAAGGAUUCUUAUUGAAAUUAAGAAAAUUUCAAAGUUUUAUUUUCAGAUAAUUUUAAGGUACAACCUUUUUGAUCUCCUUCCCGAAAAAAAUCGAAUUCAAAAUUUAAUUCUGCCUCGUUCCAGACAAAACUGAAUCAUGUUUCCUCAAAACAUCGAAACCUCGGCGAAGAACACAAUUCUCAAUGUCUUCUUCAAGAUGUUCCUGUUAUUUCACCCGAUGCACCAAAAGCUAUUCGACUUGUAAAUAAUAGUCUGAAAUCUCGUUUCUCGGAUCAAUUUGGACAAAAUGUUGUCGUUUUUCAGUGAGUUUCCAUUUUGCUUAAAGAUUCGUUUCAAAAUUUGUUUUUUUUUUCAGAAACGAAAUCGAUGAAGAUGACCCUUUUAUUGUGGAUGAUGAUAAUUAUCACAGAAAUUCCUAUUUUUAA